UACAACAACAACUACAGAUGCUUCCACAACCACAAGUGUAGCACCUACUACAUCAAUCCCAACUGCAGGUCCUACUAUCAUUUUACCUCAAUCGACAAUCACAACAACAUCCACUACAACAACUGUAGCUCCUACAAUGUCAAUCUCAACUGCAGGUCCUACUACCAAUUUAACUCCAAUGACAACCACGACUGAAGCUCCUACAGACAUCAUAACUGUAGCUCCUAUGCCCCCCACGAUUGCAACUUCAACUGUUGAAUCACCUACAACAACAACUACAGAUGCUUCCACAACCACAACUGCAAGUCCUACUACCAUUUUGACUCCUAAGACAAUCACAACUGAAGCUCCUACAGAAAUCACAACUGUAGCUCUUAUGACCCCCACAAUUGCAGCUUCUACUUCAACAACUGUUGCUCCCACGACCACAACUGCAGCAGCUCCUAUAACAACAACUGUAGAUGCUUCCAUAAACACAACAGCAGCACCUACUACGUCAAUCACAACUGCAUAUCCUACUAACAUUUUAACUCCAACGACAAGCACAACUGAGGCUCCUUCAAAUGUCACUACUGUUGCUCCUUUGAACCCCACAAUUGCAGCUGCUUCUUCAACAACUGUAGCUCCCACGAUCAUGACAACUGCAGAAGCUCCUACAACAACAACUGCAGCUGCUUCUACAUUUACUACUGCAUCCCCUACUGCAACCACAACAGAAGCUCCUUUUACAACAACUGUAGCACCAAUGACUUUAGGAACAACAGUCCCAACAACAACUGCAGCUAAUUCCUCAACUUUAGCUACUUCAAUGCCAAUCCCAACUGCAGCUCCUACAACAACAACUCUUGCUCCUACGACCUCGACAACUUCAGCACCAACUACUUUAUUCACAACUGCAGGUCCUACUACCAUUUUACCUCCUUCGACAACCACAACAACAUCCACUACAGCAACUGUAGCUCCUACAAUGUCAAUCUCAAUUGCAGGUCCUACUACCAAUUUAACUCCAACGACAACCUCAACUGAAGCUCCAACAGACAUCACAACUGUAGCUCCUAUGCACCCCACAAUUGCAACUUCAACUGUUGAAUCACCUACAACAACAACUACAGAUGCUUCCACAACCACAAGUCCUACUACCAUUUUGACUGCUAAGACGAUCACAACUGAAGCUCCUACAGAAAUCACAACUGUAGCUCUCAUCUUCUACUUCAACAACUGUUGCUCCCACGACCACAACUGCAGCAGCUCCUAUAACAACAACUGUAGAUGUUUCCACAACCGCAACUACUUCAAUGCCAAUCCCAACUGCAGCUCCUACAACAACAACUCUUGCUCCUACGACCUCGACAACUUCAGCACCAACUACUUUAUUCACAACUGCAGGUCCUACUACCAUUUUACCUCCUUCGACAACCACAACAACAUCCACUACAGCAACUGUAGCUCCUACAAUGUCAAUCUCAAUUGCAGCAUCACCUACAACAACAACUACAGAUGUUUCCACAACCACAAGUGCAGCACCUACUACAUCAAUCCCAACUGCAGCUUCUACUUCAACAACUGUUGCUCCCACGACCACAACUGCAGCAGCUCCUAUAACAACAACUGUAGAUGUUUCCACAACCGCAAGUGCAGCACCUACUACAUCAAUCCCAACUGCAGCUUCUACUUCAACAACUGUUGCUCCCACGACCACAACUGCAGCAGCUCCUAUAACAACAACUGUAGAUGUUUCCACAACCGCAAGUGCAGCACCUACUACAUCAAUCCCAACUGCAGGUCCGACUACCAUUUUGACUCCUAA
Molecule: messenger RNA, 1807 nt
Organism: Oncorhynchus keta (chum salmon)
Lineage: Eukaryota; Metazoa; Chordata; Actinopteri; Salmoniformes; Salmonidae
Product: mucin-5AC-like
Exons: 7
Coding region: 137-1807 (556 amino acids)
Source: RefSeq, a predicted model, not a curated record